Molecule: messenger RNA, 1720 nt
Organism: Linum trigynum
Lineage: Eukaryota; Viridiplantae; Streptophyta; Magnoliopsida; Malpighiales; Linaceae
Source: the annotation of a GenBank genome assembly
UUAGGUCACCCACUGCUUCUAGAUAGAAUCACGCUUUUGACUGCAUUGCUAAGUAUUGCUAACCAACCACACCACAGGAUUUUUUUUUUUUUUACAAGACACCACAGGAUAAGAAGAGGGAAAAAGGAACGCACAGAAGAGGAAGAGGAGAGGAGAGCUUUCGAGCAACAAUGGCGUCCGUAACGUCUCCCUUCACCACAACCAACGCCUCUUUCCUUCUCCGAGCGAACUCCCAAAUUCACCAGCCUACUCACCGUUCCUUUCCACUGCCUCCGAGAGCUUGCCUGAACGAAUCCCAAGACCAGCACCGUAUCCAGCUCAACCGGCGGCAGUUCAUUUCACAAACCGCCGCCAUUGUCGCUGCCACAGCUCCUCUCACGCUCAUCGAUCAGAGGCCAGCAGUAGCUGACGAGGCGCUUUCUCAAUGGGAAAGAGUUUAUCUCCCUAUCGACCCCGGCGUCGUCCUCCUCGACAUUGCAUUUGUCCCCGAUGACCCAACACACGGGUUCGUAUUGGGGACAAGGCAGACUCUUCUGGAGACGAAAGACGGGGGAGCCACUUGGUUUCCGCGAUCCAUAGCUUCAGCCGAGGAAGAAGACUUCAAUUACAGGUUUAAUUCCAUUAGCUUCAAAGGAAAUGAAGGAUGGAUUGUUGGCAAGCCGGCGAUUUUGUUGUACACACCUGAUGCCGGCGAAACCUGGAAAAGGAUACCGCUGAGUGCUCAGCUCCCCGGAGACAUGGUAUACAUUAAGGCAACUGGGGAUCAAAGUGCAGAGAUGGUUACUGACGAAGGGGCUAUCUAUGUUACGUCGAAUAGGGGCUAUAACUGGAAAGCUGCAGUUCAGGAGACUGUUUCAGCUACACUGAAUAGAACAGUUUCUAGUGGUAUUAGUGGUGCAAGUUAUUACACAGGAAGCUUCAAUACUGUUAACCGGUCACCGGAUGGGAGAUAUGUUGCUGUCUCCAGUCGGGGCAACUUCUAUAUGACAUGGGAGCCUGGUCAGGCAUUCUGGCAGCCACAUAAUAGAGCAGUGGCAAGAAGGAUUCAGAACAUGGGUUGGAGAGCUGAUGGGGGUCUUUGGCUUCUCGUUCGUGGAGGAGGACUUUAUCUCAGCAAGGGGACUGGGAUAACAGAGGAUUUUGAGGAAAUCCCCGUCCAAAGUCGUGGUUUUGGCAUUCUUGAUGUUGGCUACCGCUCUCAGGAAGAGGCUUGGGCAGCAGGAGGCAGUGGGGUUUUGUUGAGAACCACCAAUGGAGGCAAGUCAUGGAUUCGAGACAAAGCAGCUGACAAUAUUGCUGCAAAUCUUUACUCCGUGAAGUUUAUGGAGGGAAAUCAAGGGUUCGUUCUAGGAAAUGAUGGAGUCUUGCUACGGUAUCUUGGUUAAUGUGCUCCAUGUAUUGAGGUAAUUCAUAACAUCCUUUUACUUUCUGCUCCAUAAGAGGAGUUUAUUAUUGUCCAGCAAUAAAUGAGCUACAUUGCAGUUUUGGGUGCUCUCAGGCGCUACAAUACCUCUGUAGAGAUGGGAAAGCUGCGUAUAUGAUAGAGGGAGGAUUUUGUGUAUAUCUAUCAUGUAUUAUUAAUGUUCUUUUUGUUCCUCUACAAAACCGGAUUCUUAUCCGAAAGGGAAUCCAUGGAAAUGGGUUGAACUGUGGAACAAAGAACAUCAAGCAAGGUUGAUGUCAAAAUGAGUUUUGUGUAUAAUCAAAAGUUUCCUGAGAA